Acanthopagrus latus (yellowfin seabream) is the source of this 2310-nucleotide messenger RNA. It is a transcript of the gene pde6d, whose product is annotated as phosphodiesterase 6D, cGMP-specific, rod, delta. Bases 304 to 717 code for a protein of 137 amino acids. The transcript is spliced from 5 exons. Gene Ontology annotation, biological process: sensory perception of light stimulus. The record is from RefSeq and is a predicted model, not a curated record. Gene Ontology annotation, cellular component: cytoplasm. NCBI's taxonomy places the organism in Eukaryota, Metazoa, Chordata, Actinopteri, Spariformes, Sparidae.
UUUAGUCCCACCCAUGCAUCUCAUUCUCGUUCUAUGGUUGGCUGUUUGGAGUUAGCUUGUGCGUUUGACUGGCUAAGAUAGCUGCCUGUUAGUUAGCUAUGUAUAUUAAGCUGAUUAAGCGGAUCAGACUUAACCCGCAGUCCAACAAUAUAGAGUUAAGUACACGUAGUUUAUGCUAUUUUCAGGCACCCGUUAGCUGGCAGUGUAGUUAGCUAACUAGUUAAGCUAAUUUAUCAACUGCAGCUUCGCUAUUUCAACAGAUCUUGGAUUUUCUGUAAGGAACGAAAGCAGACGAUUCCUGAAAUGUCUUCAGACGAAGACAGGGCCAAGGAAAUUCUGAAAGGCUUCAAACUAAACUGGAUGAAUCUUCGAGAUGCAGAGACGGGCAAAGUUCUGUGGCAGGGGACUGAUGACCUCUCUGUGCCAGGAGUAGAACAUGAAGCUCGUGUCCCGAAGAAGAUCCUAAAAUGUAAAGCAGUGUCCAGAGAACUGAACUUCUCCUCCUCUGAAAAACUGGAGAAGUUCAGACUGGAGCAGAAAGUUUUCUUCAAAGGACAGUGUCUAGAAGAAUGGUUCUUUGAGUUUGGUUUCGUUAUCCCCAACUCCACUAACACGUGGCAGUCUCUGAUAGAAGCAGCUCCAGAGUCCCAGAUGAUGCCAGCCAAUGUUUUAACGCAACAUGAAAAAUAUGGCGGGACAUCUCCCCAGGCAUCAUAAAGAAGUAGACUUAACUGAGAAAACUACACCGGUUAACACAGGCAGCUCUUCUGUCCUUAUUAAGAGGUAAACUCCCACGAAAUACAACUCGCGCCAAGGCAAUAACUAGCAUUUUUUGCAUCAGACAUGCAACCUUAUUUGGUGGUGGAAAACCCUGGAUUUAAGCAUGUAAUUGGCGUAGGUUGCAUCUUACCACAAAGGUGUUGCCCUCCAUGUGUGAUAACGUGAAGAUGUGAUGAUCCAAGCUGUCUGUUUUAAACAUCAGAUUAUAUUUCCUGAUGCAGCUUUGACCGUCUAAUCAUCCUGUAGUUGAGUGCACCUAUUUUUUUCUUACUUGGAAAUGACUGUUGGUUUGUGUCCAACCUGUUGGAUCAGAUGACUGGUCAAGUCGCUUGAUGUGCCAAUUUAAUUUAAGCAACAUUAUGUAAAAAUGUGUACUUUGUGAGAUUCGACCCCCUCCAGUGUUUCUGUCCUAUAUACAAAUCCCAGCUUUCUGUAAAAAAUUGUCAGCUGCAAUGUGACAUCGCAUGCUAACUACAAACAAAACUUGCAGUUUAUGGGUUGGUAAGCCCUCCAGAUACCCAAAUAUAUGUGCACAGGCACUUAAAAAGUGUGUUUUCAUGCAGUUCAGAACAGUAACAUCACACCAAGCUAAUGUAAUGUGAACCACAGACUAUAAUACUUGUUACAUGCUACCAGCUAAACCUCUGUGGAAAUGGGCUUGCUUGGCUUGUUAUCAAAGACUAGAGAGUUGACAACUUUGCCAAUGUAGCCAAAGAUCGAGCAAGUGCAACAACACAAUACAUAUAAUUUAGCAAGGCAGCUAAUAAUACGCACUGUUCAACAAAGUCCUGUUCAGUGUCUGUCGUCAGUGUCGUCACACUUUAUUUAGGAGAGAUGUUGCAGACGACUAAAAGCCAGUCUUAGUGACUGAAAGAGACGAGAGAAAAUCUGUGUUCUCCUCCUCUUAGUCUCCUCUGCAGACGGCCUCUUUGUUCUCCUCGCCUCCUCAUGAUGUCCGUAGAGGCUGCUGAGCCCAAUUUUGUUGCUCACUUUCCUAGCUCUGGUUCUGGUGGUGAUUCUGGUCCUGGACCUGAACACUUCCUCUUUCCAGUGGUCUAAAACUGCUGUGGUAGUGCUGUUAACACCCAAACUCCCCAGCAGUGCUCCCAGCAGAUUCAGCUAGCAGAGCUAACUUGUCGCUACACUCAGCAGCAGAUACAGGUUACCUUCAGGCAAAGCAGCCAGCGGACAUAAGAGGUAAAAUCAGAAAACCUUUUCUCCAUAAAAUAUCACAACAAGUCAACAAGUCACUGUAGCAUCGAGUGAUUUUGUAGCCGUUAAGCUAGAUUAACAAUACAUCACAUCACUUAAAGCCACAUUAUGUGACAUUACCAUGUUGUCGGGUCUCUCAGGAUCUCCUAUUAAUGAAUGAUAGGAAUGAAAACUUCAGAAUUCCAAGCCUAGUUGGAAUCAACUGAAAUGAUCCUUUAACUGUGUGUCCAUACAACAGUAGAAACGAAUGGAUUCAUGGUUGUUAUAUAGUUAUGUUUUUUGAAAGAGUGAUUUGAUGCCUCUGUUAAAGUUGACCUG